Molecule: messenger RNA, 2655 nt
Organism: Scleropages formosus (Asian bonytongue)
Lineage: Eukaryota; Metazoa; Chordata; Actinopteri; Osteoglossiformes; Osteoglossidae
Gene: stk25a
Product: serine/threonine kinase 25a
Exons: 11
Coding region: 1157-2431 (424 amino acids)
Biological process (GO): protein phosphorylation
Cellular component (GO): cytoplasm; Golgi apparatus
Molecular function (GO): protein serine/threonine kinase activity; ATP binding
Source: RefSeq, a predicted model, not a curated record
CCCGUGUCUCACGCACUUCAUCUUACAGUCCAGUCCGGCUACUUCCCACAAAAGCAUCUUUCUUUCCUGCACCGCUACUGGCACGAAUCGACCUGCUGCGCCUGGGAAAUCCGUUACAUAUUUAUAAAUGAUUGCUGAAAAUAUUUCAGCGUGCCGGUCAUUAUUUUAAAUGACACAUUAAUGCGGUUCAACGUGUCUUUCUAUUGUUUCCCUCUGGCAAAGCGAGGCUUUGAUCUUUGCUGCCGUCUAGUGGUCGCACCGGGAACACAGCGCGGCACAAAGAACACCGUGUUCGGCCCGCGCGCUCGCCCUGCACGCGCCGCUCCACGUUAUGUAAAGGUAACAGGUAACAAGUCGCAGGCCCCCUUGCGCGUGUAGUGCCACCGGUGAAUAUGUCCCUUUUCCCCUGUUUUUGCAGUAUGUUAUUGACAUCGGCAUCUAUAAUUAACCACUGUACAAGAAUGAAUGGCUGUACAAAGUUUCGCUUGUUUAUGAAUAAUUCUGUUAUUUAUUAUUACAGAGGGUGUGUAAAUCUGUAGUACUGAUGAUACUGGCGAACUUUUGGUCGAGGAAGGCCUAGAGCAUUUUUUUUUUUUCUUCCUUUCGGGGCCUAUGAUUCUUUAAUGAAUUAACCCGCAGUCUUUAGAAGAGGCUGUUUUGUGAAGGACGGCUACAGUCGACUACGUGUAAGAUGGAGAAAAAAAAAAAACCGUCAGAUUUUCGCUCCGGCCGACGACGGAGACUACGAUUCCCAGAGUGCCCCGCGCACGACGUCGCGAAGUCGCGCAUGCGCCCCGUCGCGAUUAUUAUUUUUGUCCCUCCAGCAGCAAAUGAAGAGCAGGCAGACUCUCUUCCUUUGAUAACAGAGAAAUUAAACAUUAAAUAGGGGAAGUCGAAAUCGUUCCGGGCACUGAUAGAUGGAGUUGUACAAGACAUAACAGUGUGGCCUGGCUGCGGAGCGGAGCGUUAUCCGGACCGGAGCGGCUCUGGCUGGCUGGUGGGAGGAGGAGGAAGAAAGAGACAGAGAGAGAGAAAGAAGACUGAAGAGUGAGGAGAAAAAAGAGGGAGGACGAGGGAGGAAAGGAGAAAAACAGCCCCUUUUCCAGGAGGAAAGGGUCGCGGCCGCCCGGAGCCCGACCCACCUGCCGAGGAGAUCAUGGCUCACCUGCGGGACCUGCGCGCCCAGAACACACGCUUGGAUCCCGAGGAGUACUUCACUAAGCUUGACCGCAUUGGGAAAGGCUCCUUCGGCGAGGUCUACAAAGGUAUCAACAACCGCACCAAGGAGGUGGUGGCCAUCAAGAUCAUCGACCUAGAAGAGGCGGAGGAUGAAAUCGAGGACAUCCAGCAGGAGAUUACCGUGCUCAGUCAGUGUGACAGCCCCUAUGUCACCAAGUACUUUGGCUCCUACCUCAAGGGGACCAAGCUUUGGAUCAUCAUGGAGUAUCUAGGAGGGGGUUCUGCUCUGGAUCUGUUAAAGCCAGGCCCCCUGGAAGAGACCUACAUUGCUACAAUACUGAGGGAGAUCCUGAAAGGUCUUGACUACCUGCACUCAGAGAGGAAGAUUCACCGGGACAUCAAAGCUGCCAACGUGCUGCUGUCGGAGCACGGAGACGUAAAACUGGCCGACUUCGGAGUGGCGGGGCAGUUGACGGACACCCAGAUCAAGAGGAACACGUUCGUGGGCACGCCCUUCUGGAUGGCACCGGAGGUCAUCAAGCAGUCAGCAUACGAUUUCAAGGCGGACAUCUGGUCCCUGGGAAUCACAGCCAUUGAGCUGGCCAAGGGGGAACCCCCAAACUCUGACCUUCAUCCCAUGAGGGUACUGUUUCUUAUCCCUAAGAACAACCCCCCAACCCUGGAAGGUGCCUACAGCAAGCCCUUUAAAGAGUUUGUGGAGGCAUGCCUCAAUAAAGACCCCCGCUUUCGGCCCACUGCCAAGGAGCUGCUGAAGCACAAGUUCAUCACACGCUACACCAAGAAAACGCCCUACCUGACAGAGCUCAUUGACCGAUACCGCCGGUGGAAGUCUGAAGGCCAUGGGGAGGAGUCGAGUUCCGACGAUUCAGACAUGGAUGGCGAUGGUGACGACAGAGACCAGUGUCCCAUGUGGACUUUCCCAACGGUGCGGCCCAGCUCCCUCACCAAGCUCCAAAAGAAUUUUACUGGUGGAGACACAGAGGCCACAGAGGCGGUGAAGAGGCAGCCGAAGUCCCAGUGUCUUUCAGCAUUGGUUACGCCCAUCUUCAGAGAGCUGAAGGAGAAGAAGCGAGCAACAGGAGGAGGGGUGGGCACUAUCGAGGAGCUGGAGAAUGCUUUCAGCCUGGCCGAGGAGUCCUGUCCAGGGAUCUCGGACCGCCUGGUCACGAACAUGAUGGAAAGACUGCGCAGGUUCUCUCUCAAUGGGAACACCACCCCUUCCUCACGGUAAAACUCUGCAGCUGCUGCUCUUGUCUAAUGUCCAUCCCCCCCCCCCCAAGCUGGCCCACCUCAGCCCACUCUGCUACUGCUCCCACCCCAGAGAUCGUCAAUAUUUUUACAUUUUCUUUAUAGAAAGUUUAGAAAAAAAGAAAAAAAAGGAAAACAGAUUGAGGAGAGCUGUGUAUAACUCAACUGUAUUAGGUGGUCGUAUAUAAAUAAAGUUUAUGAAACGUC